AUGGAGCAAGAGCUCGUGUGGAUCUCGGCGAACGCCUGUAGAAUAUUGGUCGAGUUACCCAACGAUGCGGACAGCCUAUCGCAGGUGCUGAUUGAAGAGGAGGAGACCAGAGAUCUACUGGAGCAUCACGGUCAUUUGUUGAGAAAGGGGCUGAACUUCGCCCACACGCCAUCGGCCCAUGAGUUACUCAGCCGAAGCCUGCCCGCCCCGGCCCUCACCUCAGACCUCCGCUUCUUGCGCGAGUUCAUCUCCGGCUCGCCGGCUACUGUCGCCGGGCUUUUGGCCAGGUGGCUCCCCCUCGGUCCCGUCGUCGACUUGGCGACCUGCCAGUUGGUGAUGAGCGACGAGCAGCUGACGGCCUGGUGCCUCCAAUUCCACAAAGCCCUCGACCGAGAAUUGAUCCGACUUGUCGAAGCUGUUCGCUCCCCGAAAGAAGAAUGUCAGCGCCAAGAGAGCGUCGAGAUGCAAAAAUCGAUGGAGCGCGCCGGAGAGCAGAGCGUGUUGAUCGAGACCCAGGAGAUGUAUGUUCUCGAGGACGGCGACCGGGUCGAGCUGUUCAGCCGGCCGUCCCUUGACGCGGUAGUCGAUGGGGAAAUGGUUGAAGGGCGUCGGGAGCUGCUCACCGACGGCUGGGUGCACAAUGCUCAAGGCGUCUGGAUCCGGCUUGCCCACACGAAGCGCUUCAUCUUGGCUGAGGACCAGGUCGGGCGGUCCUCGGUGCAUUCCCAGGCCCAGAGCUCGAACGGGAAUGAUGAUGAGGAGCCCGGGCCGUCGAAGCCGACGCCAGUCAGGGCCCCGGCGACGUCGGUGAAGGCGAUGCGACCUUCGAUUGUGGAUUGCUGCCGAACAGUUUUUGCCGCUUUCCUGUGGCACGAGCAUCUCGUGAAGGACGCGAUGGCUGCAGCUGCGUAUCUCAAAUUUCACAGCCAUUUACAUAACCUCUGGCCUUGCUCGCAAACCGCCCCAAUCUCGCUGGCGCCCAGCCCGCUACAGCCGUUGGUCAAGGUCUGGAAGGAGGUCAGCGCCGCGAUCCAAAGCACUAUCCAGCAAAAUAUUCUGCUGCCCUCCCCGCCGUCGGUCCGGCGCCCAAGGCCCGGCCAAAACCCUGAUAUGGCCACUUUGGAAACCGGCGAAGCGAUGUGCGAGCUUUGCGAGGGGAGAUGCCGAGGGCCCGUUACUGUUCACAUGCGGAUGGGACACCCGGGCUGCGGAGGGGAAUGCCAGGGCCAUGGAUAUAAUUCGCAUGGAAAGUACACCACCGGGUGGGCCGGCAUGUGCGGCGAGGGCGGGCGAGCGCCUUCAACAUGGUACCUGCUGUGCCCUCCUUGCCGAGCCGCCUAUUUACGUCAGACACCUUCUGGUCAUCAACAGGAACGGAACAGAAGAUGGCGCGAAUUCCGACUCUCCAGUGGCCAACUUGACAGUCGACCCGAGUCUGUCAUUCGCCAGAACGCGCUCUUCCUCCUCGACCUGAACGCUACGGUCGAAGGAGCCGAGGGGAGCAAGAACAGCUCUGCAACCACUUCCGGCUGGACUACCGUAUUCCCCGGCCAGCUCCUCUCGCCUACCGUAUACCGAUCGGCAAACCUCGGGGGUCCCGGCACGACGCAUACGCUUACCACAACUUCGCAUCAAAUUCGAAAAGAUUCGGACGCCCUCCCGAUCUCGUCGGCAGCCGCCCAUUCCAGCGACCCUGGCCCAAAGGCGUGCUCUUCCAGCCGCAUUGACGUGUCGUUCGAGGACAAGCUGCAACAGGGUGGAGAUGAGGUGUCAUUAGCGCGCCGCCCGGUGAUGGCGUUCGUCAUCGAGCACCACGACUUGAAGAGGGUGCGGGAGGCGUCCUUCUCGGCGGUGAAGCGGGCGGUGGGGUUCGCGCAUGCGUUCCGGGUGUGGAACUGGUUGCUGCGGCUCGUCUCGUCGGAAACAAGCGUUUCCGACGUGGUGCUGCAGUAUCUCUGCUCGUUAUCCUCGUACUCGGCGCUGGUCGAGCCGUCGACGCGCGCCCCGGUGAAAUUGUUGCCUCACCCUUGGCGGCUGUGCUUUUUGGCAGGCCCGAUCGCCGUAAAAAUGGUGCAGCAACUCCAUGCCUUCCUCUACACGAUCGCCGUCAUUUUGCAGUCGUCCGGAGUGGACCCCGGGUUACGG
Mesorhabditis spiculigera is the source of this 2145-nucleotide messenger RNA. Lineage: Eukaryota; Metazoa; Nematoda; Chromadorea; Rhabditida; Rhabditidae. The record is from the annotation of a GenBank genome assembly.